CGCGCCACCAUUCGCAGCCUCGGUUGUCAAUCACCGAGUCCCGGCCAAUGAUUACUCACUGGCAGCUGGUGAUCGCCAAGUAUCUCCGACGGAGGAGAGACUUGUAUGUAAACCAUAUCUCCUGCACACUGCUUUGCAUGUCUCUGUAUAGCACAGCCAUUGAACACACACACAGCACACAGUAAAACAGCACACAGUUAACCCUUUGAUCGCCCCAGAUGUUAACCCCUUCCUGCCCAGUGCGAUUAGUACAGUGUCAGUGCUUUUUAUUAACACUGAUCACUGUAUUGGUGUCACUGGGAAUGUCAGUGACACCACGUCAGUUCCCCCCAGUGUCAGAAUGCCCACCACAGUCCCGCUAUAAGUCGCUG
Staurois parvus is the source of this 371-nucleotide messenger RNA. The record is from the annotation of a GenBank genome assembly. NCBI's taxonomy places the organism in Eukaryota, Metazoa, Chordata, Amphibia, Anura, Ranidae.